AUGACGGCCCCGCCGGCGAGGGGCGGGGUGGCCGGCGGCCCCGACCUCGCACCCACCCGCCCGGCCGCCGGCUCGCCGCGGGGCAGCGGGGAGGACGGGGCCGGCGGGGCCCGGGGGGCGAGCGGGGGGGAGCGGGGAGGGGAGAGGGCAGCGCCGGGAGAGGAAGGGCCGGAGGCGGGGUGGGGACGGAGAGGGGAAAGGGCAGGAUUAGCCGCGGGAGCGCUGGGGUUUGGGGGCGAGCGCGAUUGUCCUAAGCCCGAGCACCCGGCGGGGAGAGGGGGGACGGAGCCGGCGGCGGGGGGGGGGCAGGAGACGGGGGCAGAGGCUGCCGGGGGGGCGAGGCGGGGGGGGGGCGUGCGAGAGCGGAGCCCCGGCGCCCCGGGGCGCGCAGCGGGGGAAGCCCCAGCGGGCGAGCGCCAGUCCCGGCCGCCGGCCGCGGCUCAUAAUUCCUCGCCGCCGUCCAUGGAGGGGGCCGCGGGGCGCCGCGCCCGCCUCCCGCCGCCGCCGCCUCCCGCCGCCGCUCCUCGGCCGGGCCGCGCCGCUUCCUGCCGCCGCCUCGCUUGGCUGGUGCCCUCUCGGCUGCGGGAUGGAGUCCGCCUAACCCAUGGCAUGGCGGAGAGCCGGAGUCACGGGAGGGGGCUCCGCAUCGCCCCACCGCCUCCCCCACCCGAGCGGCGCGGGGCGCGGGGCCCGGCUGCCGCCCCUAGCGGCGCCGCGCGGGCUGGGCGGCGGGGGGCGGCGGGGGGGGGGGGGGGGGAGGGCGACCGCUGUCCUUAUUUAUUUAUUUAUCCCCGCACAAAAAAAAAUGGACGCGAUAAAAAUCACGCGAGGAAGGACGAGGAGGAGCCAAGGCGCCGGCGACGCGCUGGGAGGACCGAGCCCGGCGGCCGCGGGGGGGUCGGGGAGGGCGGGGAGACGCUGCGCGGCCGCCGCUCCCGCCGCUCCCGCCGCUGGCUCUGCCCGGGGGGGCGGGCGGAGAGGGGCAGCCGCUGGGCGGGGCCCGGCCCCGAGAGCAGCCCCGGGGCGACAGAGCUGGCGGGGGAGGGGGGAGCGGCGGCCCCCGUGAGGCGGAGGCAGCGGGAAAGGCGAGGGGGGAAGCGGUCCCAGAAGGCGGCAGGGCCGCCACAGCCCCGUCCCCUCGAAGGCCCGACGGCGCGGGCUGCAGUUUGGGCUGCGAAGCGGAGAGCAACGCCGCGGGGGGGCGCCGGGCCGGCCUCCGGCUCCCCGGGCCGGGCGCGGCACCGCUGUUCGGCCGCGCGGGUCCUGCCCGACGGGGGUCCUGCUCCGCCGUCGCCUGGAGCGUCCUUCAGCCGACGCAAGGCGUGAAAUUUGCCCCAGCGUCUGUCUGGACAGAUUCCUCCAACCCAGACGGGCAGGAACGUGACACCGAUGAGAGAAGGCUGGAGAAGGAAGUCCUCCUCCCGCCCGGGAAGCCAGGCGGUGGUGGAAUAAACCUCUCAAAAAGCUUUUGCUACCUCAAAAUCCCCCACCUGAGCAGUCACGUUGAUGGCAAGAAAUAAUUUCCAGCAAAAGAACCCUACAAUGCCCAGAAUGCCAUCCGGCCCAAAUAAAUGGGAAAUAACCUGUCCAAGAAUGCUGAAGAAACAAUUCGAUCCAGAUCUGCAGGUUUUCAAUCUACUUACAGACAGUACAGUUCAACCUGCCGUUCUCCCACGUUAUGAGACAUAACUCCUAUUUCGCAUCAGUGUUGAAUAUCAUAUAAGCGUAUGUAGCAAUAAUAAAGUGGUUUUGUAAGGUUUAGUGUGGACAGUUUGAAAUCUCCACCGCAGAUCAUACGUUCCUGGAGCCGGUGCUAUUUCUAGCAGACCGUGACAUCAACUUAUAACCAGGUGCAAAGGCCCAAAAAAAAAAAGUCAUCUUCCUGAAAGUAUCCUGGUCCUCAUUAGCUGUAUUUCCACAGAGAAUAAAUUCUAGGAUGUGCCUCCACUAGCUGAAGAGUUCUGCAUGCAAUAUUGGGCUGAAGACACCAGUCCUUUGGGAAAACAAGUUGUGGAGGAACAGAUCACCAGAAGGACAUGAUAGGUUGGCUGUGGCACUAGAUAAAUCUGGCAUCGAAGUCAAAAAGAGAAGGAAAUGUAGAACUGUGUGUCAUCAGAUUACCAAAGAUAGUACAGUCCUUAUCAAUCUAUAAAUGUUGAAUGGAGGAAUUAACUGGACUGAUCCCUUUGGGAAACUGCAUUUUAUCCUGGGGAAGUGAGGAAGGAGAGAAAUCACUCCAUCGCUUCUAAGAAUAAUUAAAAAGAACCAGACCACUUGAAAGAAACCUCUCCACCCCAUCAGGUUACACAGUUGUUUCAAAAAUAUGUCAUGACAUGUCUCAACCAUAAACACUAACAGUAUUCUGACCGUAGUUUUGGUUGUCAGACCUCACUACAGCUCUUUGUGCAUUGCUUUAUUCAUCUGAAUUUCUUUCCGAUGGAUAUUUACCUCUGAACUUUCUGAAUUUACAGUGCCUGCUUCCAUAAUCAUUUCAACACGCCUGUGAUUUUUCAUCCACAAAUUACAAAUACCUGCUCUCAGCAUGAUUGUAGAAUUUCAAGAGCUUUCUUUUCUCCUUGGUAUUUGCCCUGUUCCCACCGAAUCCUGUACCAUUAAGCAGGUGACAUACUGAUGAAAAUAUAGCCAGAGCACAUACUUCUCUACCUACUCCAGAGUAAUGGUGUCAACAAUAAUCUACAAUCAAACAAGACAAAUUAUUAUCAGCUUGCAUGAUCAUUUAUAAAACUUAUUUUUAAGGAACGUUCAUUUGUAAUUCCCUCAGUAGUGAAACAUCUAUAAAUUCUGACCUUCACAUUCACGUGUCUCUGGGUACCUGCCCUUCCUGUCCAUCUCAGCUCUCAUUCUGAACUCACUACCAUACUCUGAAAAAACAGAUUCCCAUCCCUGGUUUACAUUCUUCUGUUGGAAUUGUUCUUCCACUGUAUAAUCUGCAACUGAAAAUUCACUCCAGUCAUAUAUCAAAGCAACUACGAGAGUAAAUGAGUUGGUAGAUUCAUCA
This is a messenger RNA of Aquila chrysaetos chrysaetos, 3019 nucleotides long. RefSeq names its product collagen alpha-1(I) chain-like. The record is from RefSeq and is a predicted model, not a curated record. Lineage: Eukaryota; Metazoa; Chordata; Aves; Accipitriformes; Accipitridae. Bases 1 to 1326 code for a protein of 441 amino acids. The transcript is spliced from 4 exons.